UACAGAAGCGAAGACGUCAAUAGGCAGAACUGAUGUAAUUGUUGGGGCAAGGGGCACUACCCCCCCCCCCUGGAAUCCCGCCUUUGCUAGUAGGGUCACCUAACUAGUCUUGUUACCCUCGGUCGAUAGUACCGACGUGAAUAAAAUGCUUUGGUUGAAGGUGGGAAAAAACCCAAAUGGAAUAAUUGUAUAACUCAAGUCCGCCUCCACCACAAGCAUGACAAGGCUGAAUGGCGGGCCGACAUUCUACAAUGCCAUAUUACCCUCUAAAAAUGAACGUUGUGUGUUCUUCACCUAUAUUAGACGUACAAGUGUUUUACACUGACGGAGUGAGCGCAUCCUUGUUGGCCAUCCACGGGUAUACAGUGGGAGAGUACGAGCUUCAGUUUAAACUGAAGGCAGAAGGGCGAGCCAGGAUUAUCCUCACUGAUUCACCAAUGGGAUCGACUGAUGGUUAUAAUAUUGUUUUUGACGACGGCCAUGACUCCGGGGAAGUUCAGACCUCCUAUAUCUCUUUGAAUGGUGAGGUUCUUCAGAGCAUAGAGGAGGAUCUUCUGAGCGAGUCUACCAAUAGACCAUUCUAUAUCAGAUAUACUCAACAAACGCUAUCAGUUGGCAAUGAAGGUAGCCCUCCUAUUCUCCUCGUGGAAGAAGUACCAUACGAUUCUGUACAAUAUAUCCGAUUUCAAACGGAGCAUGGCGAAAGAGGACGGUGGACAUUCUAUGAUGUACAAGUUAAAAGCACCGUUGGUGUGGAACCCAUUCCUACGGAUACCCAUAUCUACUCUUAUCAUACAUCGGGAUCACAACAAUCUAUCUAUCCAUUUGCACCGUUGCCAUUCGAUAAGUUUGAAUUUGAUUUCGAGGUUCAGUCAGGGGGAGAUGCGUUUGUUUCACUUUCACCUCUACCAUUAGAUCAGAAGAGCUACAUGUUCGUUUUUGACAGAAUUACCGAUGUGCAGACAUCUUCUGUUGUGCAAUACGAUGAUCAAGUGUUCGAUAAAUACGAAGGUAGUCUCCUCUCAAAGGAUGAAUUUACGAAGAUGUAUGUAAGACGAGAAGAUUCAACCAUGGUGGCGGGAAAAAUAGGAGAAGAUCCUAUCCUUCAGGUUCAAGGUUUGAGUGAACCAUUUCCACGAUUUAUCAACUUUGGAAAUCUUAACGGUGAUAUUACAAAAUGGCGCUUCUUCAAUGUUAGUCCGGCGGCCAGAGGUGAAGUGUCGAUAUAUCUUCAGGCAUUGGAUGAACCCGUCUAUGAUCUCCAGAUACCCCCUGGGGACUUCACGUUUCUGUUUUCAGCACUCGUAACAGACGCAGCCUUCAUGUUUUUCACAUCGGAACCAAGAUAUCAGCAAGGAGUAGGAUACCAAUUAUCUUUCAUGAACAGUGACAGUAUGGGCACCAGUCGUGUAGAUGUUUCUUACAACGGUGUGGCCAUCGCUUCUUACUCGGGAAACCGCCUCAGUCUCGGUGACCGUGCCUACCUAUUUGCCAAGUUGGUCGAUUCCACACUCUGUAUUGGAAUUAGCGGGGAGGACACACCCCUGCUCCAUCUGUCUCAAGUCGACGUUGGGAGUCUGAAGUACAUCGGUCUUCAGCGGGUCACCACCGGCAUAGACCUGUGGACGUUCUUUGGUCUUAAGUAUAUUGGAGAAGAUGGCCAUGAUGACCGAGUUCUGAUCACUGACAAACCCGGAGACCCGGUGAUCACUCAUACACCUCCUCCAGAAGGCAAUGCGACGUUGGUAAACGGUUCUUCCGGCGGUGGUCAAGCUGUAGAGACAGGCAUCAAUGCAGGUGGUGGCGAAGGUGCAGUUCCUGCUGUUCAGCCACCGAACUACGACAAACCUAUAGAAAUGUCAGGCAAUGUGUUGAAUGUAACGACAGACGGAACUGCAGGCUAUGUGAACAAGCUUGGACCUCUAGAUCUUACGACUGGGAGUCGAGGCCAGUUUGCAGUCAAGGCUGAUAAGAAUGUCGCAGUGGCUCUCAUCUCGCAUAAUGGAUCUGAUACGGACUACUAUGAAAUACUAAUUGGUACCGGAGACAAUUUGAAAACGGAAUUGAAGAGAUGCCUUGAAUCUGUCUGUUAUACUGUAUUGAGCGAAGACACCCCGUAUGUUCUGAAAUCUAUCAAGAAAACGCUCUUUUUCAUCGAAGUAAUUCCUGCCAUCGAUGGCUCAUUGAAGAUCCGUCUAGGGAAAGGAGACGUGUUGGAUGCUGAAACCAUUACGUUGCUAUCUUAUGAAGAUUCGGAACCACUCAAGAUUGAGUAUGUGGGAAUCCGAACAUACGGCGUGUUAGGCGAUUGGACCAUUCACCACAAGCUUCUACUACCAGAGGAUCUGACCAAUUUCCAGACGGAGACAGGUGGUGAUUUUCAGUAUUAUCCCCUGCUUCAUCACGAGAAGACAGUAACGAAUGCCGAAAAACCGAAGGGCGUGUCACGCUUUGAGUUUGGUGUUAUAUCACCUUCCCAGGUCAUUCUCUCACUUUCUGCGGAUCGCACGGAUCAACAUGAUCGAUAUGAAAUACGUAUUGGCGCUGAUGGUAACACUAAACUAAGCCUUUAUCGGUGCGAGGCAAUGAACUGUACCCUUCUGGAAACAGCUCUGGAAUACGGGGUGUUGAAACUGAGACAGCUGACGGCGUUUUUCUUAGAGCUCAGUUCGGUCGAUGGUGGCGCCCUUUUCAUCAGUUUAGGAAAGCUUGGUGGUAUCGACUUAAUGGACAGGAGGUUACUGAUGUAUACCAUCCCAGACCCAUUGCAGGUGGCUAUCAUGGGAUUCCGUACACCAAACUCCGCCGGUUACUGGGUUAUCAACCAAUUCAUCCGAUACGAUUCUGCGACAUCGAAGUUUGUUACUCAACAAAGUCAACACUAUGUUUACCAACUGGGACCAUUUGCAGCCGCAGAUGAAGCGAGGAUCGAUUUCUCCAUUCAGUCUGCUUGCCAGGCCGAAAUCGUUUUUAAAGCUACAACAGCUAUCUCAGAUAAUUAUACACUUGGUAUGAAACUAUUGGUAAAAUAUUCAAGUCUCUAAAACGCAAUGUAAAUCCUUUGAUUGCGUUUUCGAAGUGAAUUAUCAUGAACAUUAUAGUGUUUCUAUUGGAAGUAUGUUAACUGAUACA
Lytechinus variegatus (green sea urchin) is the source of this 3132-nucleotide messenger RNA. RefSeq lists its product as uncharacterized. Lineage: Eukaryota; Metazoa; Echinodermata; Echinoidea; Temnopleuroida; Toxopneustidae. The record is from RefSeq and is a predicted model, not a curated record. The coding region runs from base 231 to 3044 and encodes 937 amino acids. The transcript is spliced from 15 exons.